Molecule: messenger RNA, 252 nt
Organism: Phytophthora nicotianae INRA-310
Lineage: Eukaryota; Oomycota; Peronosporomycetes; Peronosporales; Peronosporaceae
Exons: 2
Coding region: 1-252 (83 amino acids)
Source: RefSeq, a predicted model, not a curated record
AUGGCGCUGGUACAUCUAGCGUCCUACUGUCCUCCCUUAAUGCCACUAUACAUCUCCUGGACCAAGUGCUAUGACAUGCAACGAAUGGUGACAGCAGCGCAGCAGAGGAACAGCGACGAGGACGAAGGUGCAUGCCGAGGAGCGAAGACGGAGAAGACUCGAAGAAUGGAUGCCUUUGAAAUCCCACGUUUUGGAGUGUUCUUCCUAACAUGGACGUGUUUGGAAGAACCUGGCCGCUCAAACUUGGCCUGA